This is a messenger RNA of Copidosoma floridanum, 2551 nucleotides long. RefSeq names its product SH2 ankyrin repeat kinase. Gene Ontology annotation, biological process: protein phosphorylation. The record is from RefSeq and is a predicted model, not a curated record. Lineage: Eukaryota; Metazoa; Arthropoda; Insecta; Hymenoptera; Encyrtidae. Gene Ontology annotation, molecular function: protein binding; ATP binding; protein tyrosine kinase activity.
UCCGAGCGAUGACAAAUGCUCCGGAAAAAGAUUAAAAACACAAUGGGCCUGAUGUUAAAAAACGAUCACGAGAUUGUUGCUGCUGCUGCUACUGUUCAAGAAUUGUCGUGCUAUCUGGGAACGCACGUAUCUCUUGCUAAUUACUUACCCGUUUCAACUUCGUAGUUUUUGAGUUUAUAGUCUGUCUAGUUUUAUACACCAAAGAGUUUUAAAUAGAUUUCGUGCUCCAGCCAUGAGUACCGAGGAUGAUGUUUGCUGGUAUCACGAGAAUCUAUCAAGAGAGGAUGCUGAAAACUUGCUGGUCAAAGAUCAUCUCGAGGAUGGGACUUUUCUUGUGAGGGAAAGCAGCUCGUCGUUGGGAGAUUAUGUCCUUUCAGCAUUGUACAAUGGUGGAGUGGUACAUUACCAGAUUAGAAAGCACGGAGAGGACGCUUUUUUCUCUAUAGAUGAUGAAACAACCAUACACGGUCUAGACACGCUUAUUGAGUAUUAUCAGGAAGAAAAUCAUGGGCUCGUGACAGUAUUAAAAACACCUGUUAAAGGUAAUCCACCACCACAUGAUACACGAAGACAUGGACGCAUGAAUCUUUUACACAGGGCCACUAUACAGAAAAACUACACAAUUGUAUCAGAGCUUCUCAAGUGCGGCUACAGAAGCUUAGAUGCUAAGAAUCAGCUUGGCCAAACAGCAGUUCACUUAGCGGCCAAAGAUGGAGCAGAUGAAAUAUUAACCAAGCUCAUUCAGAGCAAUGCCAGUGUCAACUGCAGAGAUACAGCUGGCUACACUCCUCUGCAUUAUGCUUGCCAAAGCAAUCUUCCAAACACUGUACAAAUAUUAAUUGCUGGAGGCGCAAAUAUUCAAGCACGUCAUACGGAAACGGGAAUGGUGCCAUUGCAUGAAGCUGCAAGCCGAGGUCACCGUGAAGUAAUAGAAAUUUUGCUCUCAGCAAAUGCACCAGUUAAUCCACGAACAUUAGACGAUGAAGUACCUGCUGACCUUGCCAAGCAAAAUGGCCAUUUGGAGUGCGAGAAAAUCAUACGGAAUUAUGUUAAACCGACAAGAGAACAAACGUGUGACUGGUACCACGGUACUCUGGAUAGAAUGGAAGCUAUUAAUCUUUUGCACAAGAAUGGAGAUGUUGAUGGAUCGUUUUUGGUUCGAUUGAGUGAAAGACACGAUGGAAUCCGCGUUCUCACAGUGAUGUACAAUAAACAAGCUUAUCACUUUCAAAUACAGAAGCAGAAAAACUUUCUCUUCAUUGAUAAUGGGCCAUAUCUUCCUUCUUUGGAACACGUCAUAGAACAUUAUCGGUGUAUGCCAGAUGGGCUUCCUGGACCUUUAAUUCAUAACAUUAGACCAGUACCCAAGCCCCCAAUUCCUGAGAUGCCUCCAUCAAUAUUUAAUGGAGAUACUCUGAAGAAAAAAAAGAAUUCCAUUCCUAGAGCCGUUCCCGAGCCAUUAUUGGAAAAGCCAUACUUGCAUUCAAGUUGUUCUAAUCAAAUCGAUAACAAUAGUGCCAACAAUUAUAAUAAUAAUAAUAAUAAUAGUGAUCUUCAUAGUGCUGUACCAGCAAUCGUAAAAAAUGAUAAUGAUGAUGAAAAUGAUUCUGUGCCAAUAAAUAAAGUAUUCAUUCCGGGAGAGAAUAUAAUUCUCGGAGAAGUAUUAGGGGAGGGAGAAUUCGGUGCUGUGUACGAGGGACUUUACGAUUCGCCGUGUGGUACACAGGAUCCCGUAGCAAUAAAAAUGUUGAGAGACACGGAUAACGUCGCUACUCGCGAGGAGUUUUUGAGAGAAGCUCGAUUAAUGAUGACGCUUAAUCAUCAUUGUAUUGUCAAAUUGAUUGGUUUUUCAGAAGGACCGCCAUUGUUAAUGGUGCAAGAGUUAGUUUCUCUUGGCUCGAUGCUAGCAUAUCUUUUGGAAUUUGCUGAUAGAAUCAGCCCAAGUUACGAGCUUAAAAUUUGGGCUUCUCAAAUUGCAUGCGGAAUGAGGUACUUGGAAGAACUGAGGCUUGUUCACAGGGACUUGGCAGCUAGAAAUAUUUUAUUGGCCUCGAAAUAUCAAGCAAAAAUAAGUGAUUUUGGUCUUUCCAGAACGUUUGGUUCAAGUGAUUACUAUACAGCCACAGCAGGAGGAAAAUGGCCGAUAAAAUGGUAUGCUCCAGAGUCUUACAAUUUUGGUACGUUCUCACAUGCAAGUGAUGUUUGGAGUUACGGUGUUACCUUAUGGGAAAUGUUUUCUUACGGGCAACAGCCGUAUGGAACUUUGCGUGGUGUUGAAGUGAUUGAUCUCGUCGAGAAAGGCGAACGACUCUCACAACCGCCAAAGUGUCCAGAUAACGUUUAUCAAGUGAUGCAAAAAUGUUGGUCUUAUGACUCCUCGGAUCGGCCAACGUUCCAGGAACUGAUAGAUAUUUUUAGCAGUGAUCCAGAGUAUGCCAACAUUCGAGAAUUGGUAACGGCUGUUAACAUCAGCUGAUGAUUCAUGAACUAUUUAUUGUUUUGAUUUGUUACAUGUAAUAUUUAAUGAACGAACUGAUUAAAUUUUUAUAGA